Molecule: messenger RNA, 1608 nt
Organism: Aureobasidium subglaciale EXF-2481
Lineage: Eukaryota; Fungi; Ascomycota; Dothideomycetes; Dothideales; Saccotheciaceae
Exons: 3
Coding region: 210-1364 (384 amino acids)
Source: RefSeq, a predicted model, not a curated record
GCCUUCCGAGUCUCAGCUGCAUGUCUGAACACCCAGCCAACCGCGGGCUUACCAUGCGACUGCCGUGUCUCAACCAUACCUGGCGGUAAGAAGAACAAAGAACGCGAACAUGGAGCGCUGCUACGAAAAAGCUGUUGGGGAUCAUAAUAAAUGGAUGUUCAACUGCUGUAAAUCCCAACUGUAGUUUUCCAUCUAUCACGUCGACAACAAUGUCUGCACCAAUGGACGACUCCUUCUACACAAACGACAUGGACAAUUACUCCCUCACACACUACACCGACUUUCCAGAAAAACCGCCCUGUGACAACAGCUCCAAUAAUGUCGACCCACGUCUCCUGAGCUCACCUCAAAACGCUCCUCCUGUCCUUAACAACGAUCCAGCUCUCUUCCCCUUCGACUACAACAUCUUCAGCCCUCAUUCCAACCAAAGCUUCUUUCCCGAUCAAGAGCAACCUUUUCAAUCUUUCGAACCCAUGCGCCAUCAAAUGCUCGGACACCGUCGUAGUGUCUCUGUACCCCCCGAAGACAUGACGUCAGAAUGCGUGCAGCCACCACCCGCCAUGGUAUUCCACCGUGGCGGCACACCCUUGGGCGAUCAAAUGGCUACUGGAAAAGCACGUGGCAGCAACAGUAAGAAAUGGCUCAAGAAGCAUGGACUGCAGAAGAGGCAAAUACAGAGACAUGCACCUUAUCCUUCGCUAUCCAGCGAGUCGAUUCCGAGAAGCAACAUACCCGUGUUUCCUCCCUACCAACUGGUUCAGAAUAUGGGUCCUACGAGCGCACCUCAACGGAUGAGAUAUGCAGUCGCUCCCCAGGCUGUGAUGCGGAAUCUCGACAUGACGACAACUCGAACGUUAUUAGAGUAUCCUGAUGACUUGAGCCGCAUUGGUGCCACAAGUGUCAUCGGUCACUUAGAUGGUCCUAAUACCCUGAGAGAUCUCGACGCCUUGGCUUUUGGACAGAGAAAGGAGCUUGACAGUGUUGCUUUGGGUGUCCUUGGUUUUGCAGAACGUAUAUCGAGAGACUGUUACGCGUUGACGUCUUUUGUUGAAUGGACGUUCAAGGAUGGUGAGGAAGAUGAAGUCGCGCGUAUCCGACAAGAAAAACGUGCUGUCAAUCACAAGGCAACUACUCUUGAAGAUGGACUUGAGAUGCUUCCUCUUCAAGAUGGACAAGCUGAAGAAGAAGCCAACGUCCCUGUCACUGGUCAAGAUGUCAGAAAUCUGAAUGCUGAACAGACCAAUGCUCUACUCAAAGUCUACGGCAUCUCUCACACCUCGGACAUGUUCUUGCAUGACAAGAAGUUGGCAUAUCUACGUUUCGUGGGCGCUAGUCGUGUACUCAUGCAUCUCAUUCUGGACUGAAGCGCGACGGAAAGGGUCACAUGAUAUCCAACGAACGGGAGCGAGACGUAUUUUGGGGGGUGUGCAGAGAGAAGGAAUUGUCGAUUCAUUGUGACUUUCCGGAAACUGGAAAAGUGGAAAUGCUGAGGUCAUCACCCUGUCUUGUUUUUUCCUCCUUUUGUAUAUCGUCAAAACUGUGCCCGAGAUGGCAUCACGCAUAUAUCAGAGCACUAAAGAUGUUCAAUUGAUCGUAGACUAUCCGAAC